UUGACUUUUAGGAAUGUCAAAUAAAUAAUUUCUCUGUGUGAAUUAUUUUCAAACGGGGAAAAUAAAGGGAUUUCUAAGUUUAUUGGGACAGAAAAAUUAAAGUGGUUAAUGUUCGUGAAAUAAUUCCCAUGAAAGCGGGUAGGGGAGAUUUGUUGCAAAAUCAUAAUUUCAUGUCAAGGCAAAGAUGGAUUUUGAAAAAACGGAUGUUGGAGUAAUCGUGAAAAAUAUCGUGAAAGAAAUCAUGAAAAAAUGCGAUGAAAAUCAAAUAAUUGUGGAUAUAAAAUUUGUUACAUUUUACGUUGACUUGUUGAUAAUAGAUCCAAAUUGGGGAAUCUCAGAAAAAAUUAUGGAGAUCAGAUCCGAUCUACAGAAGUUUAUACAGUUUGUUGUCGCAAACCUGAAAAAACCGGACCAACCUAAUAUGGUGGCAUUGAAAAUUCAGUUCAACAUGGAAACCCACUUCGAAGUGAUGGAACAAACCACCAGUGAACAUAGAAAGUAUCGCGAAAAUAUGCUGAAUGCACUGAAAGUGUCCGUUUUGGAACCCAGUUUUAAUGAUAGGUACAACAUUUCUGGAUUGCUCGACAAAAUAGUUUUUUACAUUACCCUAGCAUCAGGACUUGGUAAUCCAUACGAGAAAGCGUACCAAAGCUGCUCUUCAGAGCCAUAGAGGCCGUGAAGCAUCAUUUGAACGGUGUAAUAACCAAAACAAGGAAAAUAACAACUACUUUGGUUCGAGUCAUCCAAAGUUACUAUCAAUACAAAGAAAUCAAUGGCAAUAUUACUUUGGACGUUGAUAUUCCGAAAUGGGCAACACCUCAAGAUUUAGAGUACUGUAAAGGCGUUCUGGCUGUUUAUGAACAGUAUCACGAAGCAAUAGGAAAAUUAAUUGCGGAAAUAGAAAAGAUUAAGAAAGCAGCCCUCAUCAUAGAAAUGAAUCAAGAAGAACUUCUAGAAUUUCUACACAGGAGAGUAAUUUCCAAUAUGCAUCUGCCCAUUUCUUUCGUCUUCCCCAUAUUCGAGAGUUUAUUUGAUGAAUGGGUUCGUCUCCAAGAUAAUACGAUUCGACUAAUGGGACUGAAAUUAUUUUUCGAAAUUCUUCAAGAAUCCGUUGUUGCUGUCAAACUCGAUACUGAUCUGGUUAAAAAUUAUCGACGUGGAUCAGAUGAUACAGCUAAAAUAUUCCGCACUCCUCUUCCCUCGAAGGAUUUCUUCAAAUCCGCUAAGGGCGACUGUAAAGUUUUCAGGAAAGAAAUUAUAGGAAAUUGGAGUAGACAGAGAUAUGAGUUCAGCGGAUACUGCCCAUGGUUUAUGGUUUUAACAAAAGGAACUCUAGCAAAAGGAAAUGAUGAUUAUGGUAUCGCUCAAUAUAAGAGGUGCUUUUAUGUAUUUUCUUCACCUAUUGGAGUGCAGUACUUUUUAAAAGAUCCCGAAUAUUACAUCAAUCAUGUACUGAAUUUAUGCCGGAAAAAAUGUGAGCUUAUAUUGCAUCUCCGUGUCAAGAAUCACCUCAUAAAAGUACGAAAUCAAAAAAAACUAGUUGAACAUGAAGAGAUUCAUAAAGAAACUAAAGAACAAGGAACAUAUAUUGAAUCAUAUAUGCCGCCGCCGAUCUCAAAAUAUUCCAAAUACGAUUCAAAUGUUUGGGACCUCAGAAGAAAAGCUUGGCAAAUGGCUUACCUGAAAAAUUGUAAAACAUCAUCCACCCAAACUGAAAGAUCAUUCAGCAAAAACUGUAAUCCAACACAGACGUACAUGCCAAAGGAAACUAGUGUCCAAACAACUGUGGACAAUUAUUCCGAAACUCCUACACCUUUAGGAUUUUUUUAUGGACUUCGUGGAAGAAAAGAUGCCCAGCAGUUACUCCUUGAUUUAACCUAUGGCGAAUUCAAAUAGAUUUCACAAUAAAAAUGUAGUUAAGCCUAAUA
Molecule: messenger RNA, 1928 nt
Organism: Leptinotarsa decemlineata (Colorado potato beetle)
Lineage: Eukaryota; Metazoa; Arthropoda; Insecta; Coleoptera; Chrysomelidae
Product: cilia- and flagella-associated protein 206
Biological process (GO): regulation of cilium beat frequency
Cellular component (GO): axoneme; ciliary basal body
Source: RefSeq, a predicted model, not a curated record